AUUAGUGUUUGAGUCAAAUUGGGAAGAAAGGGAAGAAUGUUACUGUGUUUGAGCUUGAAAGAUAGAUAGGAAUAGAAAUAGGCACUUAUUAUUGGCCCUGCAAGUUAUGGCAUCACUUUCAUAGAAUUCCCUUUCAUGAAAAGGAGUUGAGAGAGAUGAGGAAAUAGGGACAGAGUGGGUUUAUGUGGAGAGAACCCAUUGCCAACCCACCCGACCAUGGCACUCCCGUGAGAAAGACAAAAGGGGAAAAAAAUAAAAGCCUCUUACCCUACGCACUUACCUCUUUCUUAUCCUACACCCCCCCAUAAUUCCAUUUCAUUUCCCAGUAUCCCCAAUUUCCAAGGGGACCCCCCUCCCAUCCCUGCAAUUCUUGCUAUGUUCUCCAGUUAAACUGUAACCAAAGUUUGGUGAUAAAACGUUAAAUGCACAUUGAGACAGUUUCCGCUAGUUUCUCUCAUCCAUCACAACUAAUGUUGUUUUCCCUCUCCAUAUUCUUCUUGCCGUGUCCUGAUCUUGUUGGAUUCAGGAUAUUUUUUAUGACAAAAACAUACCCACUUGCGUUUACCACACACGAUUCUCAAAUUUGUUCUCUAACAGAUCAGAGUCUCUGUAAAGAUAUUUAUUGCAGAGGAAAGGAUCUUCUUUCUGGAUAAUCUGUGCUGUUCAUUUAUUCCAUUGAUUGCCAAAGCUGCUAUAUCUAGCCGAGUUUCAUGAACACUAAGAUCAAUGUGGUCUAACUGUGAUAGAGUGGAUGGAUGUACAUGAAUCAGAUCAAGCAUUACGGAAACUCCGAGCUGUGGAGACUCGAAGACAACCCUUGGUUCUAGCUGAAAAGUUCAAUGCACUCGCUACCAGGCUUCCAGCAACAAGGGAAGUUAGUUCAAGGUAUAAAUCACCUUCUCCAGCAUCCCCAACUUCUACUCCCCGGCGAUGCCCAUCUCCAACCCUCUCAAGAACUACUCCUGCAUCACCCAAACCGUUACCAAAGAGGCCUGUCUCAGCAGAGAGGAAGAGGCCGACUACUCCCUCUUCCCCACGCAGUCCUUCCACACCGGUCAGUGACUCAUCUGUAGAUGUACAUUUAUCAUCCAGACAGGCAGCUGGUAGCCGUUUUCCAGAGACCCUAUGGCCUUCUACAAUGCGAAGCUUGAGUGUUUCUUUCCAGUCUGAUACCAUUUCGAUACCUGUCAGCAAGAAAGAAAAAGAGAAGCCGGUUACUAGCCCUUCUGAUCGUACAUUGAGGCCUGCUUCCAAUGUGGCUCACAAGAAGGCUGAAACUCCUCGAAAGGCUACUCCUGAGAGAAUUAGGAGCCCUCUUAAAGGGAAGAAUACCACUGAUCAAUCAGAGAAUUCAAAACCAGUUGAUGGUCUGCAUUCUCGAUUGAUAGAUCAGCAUCGGUGGCCAAGUAGAGUAGGUGGGAAGGUAUUGCCUAGUUCAUUAAACCGAAAUAUAGAUCAUGCUGAUACCACGAUAAGAAAGUUGAGCACUCCAAUUUCAGAAACUGGUGUAUCAUCGCUGAGAAGAUUGUCUUUAUCGAGUGAAGUUUCGGCCUCGGGAACUAGCAUGCCUUCGCUGAGAAGAUUGUCUCUACCAGGCGAAACAAGUAAGCCCGUGCAAAAAGGUUCUAAUGAUGCUGGAAGGCUGUCAUUGCUUGGUGAAAGCGGAAGGACAGGAAGCCAGAUGAAAUCAACUGAUGACCGCCUCCAGUUAUUAAGAUCACUUAGACCCGUUUCUACAACUCCGGCAGAUAAAACAGGAUUGUCAACUGCUGGAGUCAGAUCUCUGUCCUUGUCGCGUCCUGCCUCACCCGUUAAGACAUCGGUGAUAUCCUCUCCUGGUUCAAGAGGUCUCAGUCCAUCUCGGUCGAGGCCAUCAACUCCUGUAACUCCUUUUUCUAGAGGGCUUAGUCCAUCUCAAAUUAGGCCAAACAGUCCUACCAGUCCAUCUGACAAUUCAACUUCAGUUAUGAGCUUUAUUGCUGAUUUUAAAAAAGGGAAAAAGAGUGCAGCCUUCAUAGAAGAUGCUCACCAGUUACGACUUAUGUACAACAGAUACCUGCAAUGGAGAUUUGUCAAUGCAAGAGCAGAGGAUGCACUUUACAUCCAAAAUUUAACUGUGGAGAGAACUUUGUAUGAUGUAUGGAGCACUACUUUGUCUAUGUGGGAAUCAAUUAUUAGGAAGAGGAUCAAUCUCCAGCAGCUGCGGCUCGAGCUCAAGCUGAAUUCUAUUUUGAAUGAUCAAAUGACCUACCUUGAUGAUUGGGCUGCACUUGAAAGUGAUCACGUUGAUGCUGUAUCUGGGGCUAUAGAAGACUUCGAGGCAAGCACUCUUCGUCUUCCAGUGACUGGAGGGGCAAAGGCAGAUAUUGAGCAUUUGAAAGUUGCUAUCUGUUCAGCUGUUGAUGUCAUGCAAGCAAUGGGAUCUGCAAUAUGCCCUUCGCUUUCACGGGUGGAGGCCAUGAAUAAUUUAAUUUCUGAAGUUGCUAUCGUAUCAGCACAGGAAAAGGCCUUGCUUGAUGAAUGCGAAGCGCUACUAACAUUUGCAGCAGCUAUGCAGGUUGAGGAAAAUAGCCUUCGGACGCAUCUCAUGCAAAUCAAGCAAGUUUUAGAGGUGAAUAAGUAACAAAUGCUGGAAUUUAAACAAGCAUUAGCUUGACCUACUUCUAAGCUAACAACACUUCUUGGUUCUUGCGGCUGCAGCCAAAUAGUAUAAGUAUAUCUAAUAUAUUAUAUAAUUAUUUCAGGUUAUUUACCCUUGUAAAUUAUUUUUGUUAUGUUUAAAUAGGCUCCUUCCCUUUUUUGUCUCACUCAAAUAUGUUGGAAUUCAUAUUGUUCCAUUAUUAUCUUCCUCUCCUUUCUUUAGUCAACACUGGCGACCAAGCCUUCCACUUGUAAUUUUGUAUCAGGACAAAUGAGAAAGAAAAUGCAAAGCAAAAGAGUUAUAUUGAGUUCAA
This is a messenger RNA of Arachis duranensis, 2954 nucleotides long. RefSeq names its product AUGMIN subunit 8. Gene Ontology annotation, cellular component: nuclear microtubule; cytoplasm; centrosome. The record is from RefSeq and is a predicted model, not a curated record. Gene Ontology annotation, molecular function: microtubule binding. NCBI's taxonomy places the organism in Eukaryota, Viridiplantae, Streptophyta, Magnoliopsida, Fabales, Fabaceae. Bases 752 to 2623 code for a protein of 623 amino acids. Gene Ontology annotation, biological process: spindle assembly; centrosome cycle. The transcript has 7 exons.